Messenger RNA from Mesitornis unicolor (brown roatelo), 542 nucleotides. Its product is annotated as ankyrin repeat domain-containing protein 32-like. The record is from RefSeq and is a predicted model, not a curated record. The annotation marks the transcript as partial. Lineage: Eukaryota; Metazoa; Chordata; Aves; Mesitornithiformes; Mesitornithidae. The transcript has 3 exons. Gene Ontology annotation, molecular function: protein binding. Gene Ontology annotation, biological process: positive regulation of double-strand break repair.
GAGAGACAGCCCUGCAUAGAGCUUGCUCGAGUAACAAAGUGGAGAGAUUGAUUCAGCUUCUCUCUUACCCUGGAACAGACAUUAAUGUUAAAGACUAUGCUGGCUGGACGCCUUUGCAUGAAGCCUGUAACCAUGGCAGCACAGUGUGUGUCCGCGAAAUUCUGCAGCGCUGUCCAAAGGUAGACCUGCUCAGUCAAGUGGACGGGAUGACUCCUUUGCAUGAUGCACUGUCAAAUGGACACACAGAAAUUGGCAAGCUGCUCCUUCAGCAUGGGGGACCAGCACUUCUACAGCAGAGGGACUCUUGUGGAAAGCUGCCACUGGAUUAUAUUGAGUCUGUACCAGUAAAGCAAGAACUUCUGAAUAUUGUUCAUCCAGAUGAAAACGUUGAAAGCUUCUGUGAACGCAUAGAACAAGAUUUGUGCAGUCAGCAGAAAGAGCUGUGGUUGAUUUUAUUUAAUAAGAUGCUGCUGAAUUUUUGUUCAGUUUAUAAUCUGGCUUCACCCUUUGUUUCAACUCUCGGAGACACAGCUUGUGCAAGU